This is a messenger RNA of Athalia rosae (coleseed sawfly), 5045 nucleotides long. RefSeq names its product protein transport protein Sec31A (gene Sec31). Gene Ontology annotation, molecular function: protein binding; structural molecule activity. NCBI's taxonomy places the organism in Eukaryota, Metazoa, Arthropoda, Insecta, Hymenoptera, Athaliidae. Gene Ontology annotation, biological process: intracellular protein transport; COPII-coated vesicle cargo loading; endoplasmic reticulum to Golgi vesicle-mediated transport. The record is from RefSeq and is a predicted model, not a curated record. Gene Ontology annotation, cellular component: COPII vesicle coat; endoplasmic reticulum exit site. The transcript is spliced from 14 exons. Bases 157 to 3894 code for a protein of 1245 amino acids.
UUGUACUAACAUGCUCGAGUUUUUCUUGCGCUGCGGGUGCAGUUAACGCAGAUCGCCAGUCGCCACGUUGGAAGCGUUGACGGGGGUAAAUAAGUUUUAUCUGACGUUAGCGAAAUUAUAAGGAAUAGUCACACUGACUGCAACAAAAGAUUCAGAAUGAAGGUGAAGGAGCUAUUACGUACAGUAAACGUGGCAUGGUCACCACUUGCCCAACAUCCCAUAUUAUUAGCAGCGGGGACUGCUGCACAGCAGCUAGAUGCAAGCUUUAGCACGUCAGCUAGCCUAGAUUUGUAUGCCCUUGGAUUACAAGACCCGGGCUAUGAAAUGGAACUCAAAGCCUCAAUAUCUAGCGAUAACAGGUAUCAUAAGAUCAUCUGGGGAUCCUAUGGUAAUAAUCCUGCUGGUAUAAUAGUUGGAGGCUGCGAUUAUGGAACUAUAAAAAUUUAUUCAGCUGCUAAGAUGCUUGCCAAUGAAAACAACUGUAUUCUCAGUAGCCCUGAUAAGCAUACUGGGCCUGUCCGAGCAAUGGACUUCAAUCCUUUUCAAUCGAACUUAUUGGCCACAGGAGCAACUGAAAGUGAAAUUUACAUCUGGGAUCUGGUCAAUACUGGCACUCCAAUGACUCCUGGAACUCGAAGUCAACCAUUAGAAGAUGUUCAAUAUAUUGCAUGGAAUAAACAAGUGCAACAUAUUCUUGCCUCAACCUUUUCCCAGAGAUGUGUGAUUUGGGACUUACGUAAAAACGAGCCUAUAAUAAAACUGAGUGAUGCAAAUUCGCGGGUACGAUGGAAAGUGGUACAAUGGCAUCCGGAGGUUGCAACGCAGUUGUGUCUUGCAUCUGAGGACGACCAGACUCCAAUCAUCCAAUUGUGGGAUCUAAGAUUUGCUACAUCACCUUUAAAAACCCUCGAAGGUCAUCAAAGAGGAGUUCUUUCAAUUGCUUGGAAUUUACAUGAUCCUGAUCUUCUCAUCAGUUGUGCUAAGGACAAUAGAAUACUUUGUUGGAACCCAAAUUCUACUGCGACUAAUGGAGAGAUACUUUGUGAGCUCGCCCAAACAAAUCAGUGGAACUUCGACGUCUCGUGGUGUCCGCGAAACCCUGCGCUAGUGGUUGGGAGUAGCUUUGAUGGCCAUGCAGUAGUCUAUUCCCUGUUGGGAGGUCAGCAGCAACCGUCUGCUGAGACAACGAACAAAAUCGCCGACUCAUUCCCAGGAAUGGAUUCCUUUGCACAAGCUCCACCCAUUGCACAUACUGAAUCUGCAGUCGAUUUGAAACGAGCCCCUAAGUGGCUGAAGAGGCCUGUCGGAGCUUCAUUUGGAUUUGGUGGAAAACUUAUAUUUUUUGAAAAUGAAAUACCAAAUUCUAAUGCACCAAACACAAAUGGUAGAGUCAUUGUAUCCCAAGUUAUUACUAAUCCGGAACUGAUUCACCGAUCAAACCACCUUGAAGCAGCACUUCAAAAUGGGCAAUUCGGUGACUUUUGCAAGGGCAAAGCUGAUACUGCAAAUGAUGAACACAGUCGUAAGGUGUGGAAUUGUUUGGGUGCUCAUUUUGGGGAUAACGUCACUCGAGAUGUACUAGAAUUAUUAGGAUACAGUUCACAUUUAAUUCACACGAAGCUCAGCAAAUUUAUACCUGAAGAUCCAGAAGAAAUCUGCUCGGAAGUAGGGCUGAAAUUGAAUAAUGUUCCUAAUGGCAAUACUAUUGACGGAAGUGCAGCGUUUGAUGCAAUUGCUCAACAAGAACAAAUUAGACAGUCUCCAGUUUCAGUCAAGCCUACAGAAAACAAUUUUAAAAUAAACACAGGAGAUGAUGAAGAAGGACUCAUCACUCAGGCUAUUUUGCUCGGUAACAUCGAAGCUGCUGUAUCUCUUUGCUUCUCGAAUAAAAGAUACGCAGACGCCGUUAUUCUAUCGAUGGCGGGCGGAGCCGAUUUGCUAGCUAAAACUCAAUAUAGAUAUUUCUCGGAGCAUUCAAGCGCUCUUAACUCUCUUAUUAAUUCACUGGUUAGUGAAGAUUGGGGUGAUAUUAUCAACAAUUGUGAUAUCAAAUGUUGGAAAGAGGCACUAGUUGGAGUUUUCACACAUUCAAAUCCGGAAGAACGCACAGCACUUUGCGAUGCACUUGGGGACCGAUUGGCAUCCAGUGAUGAUCCAUUACUGAAACGAGAGUCCCAGUUAUGUUAUAUUUGUUCAGGAAAUCUGAAUAAAAUGAUCCAAGUAUCGGAAGAAGAUGUUCAAGAAGUUGCAGAGUUGGUAACUAUAAUGCAAAAGGUCUUGGAAUCACAAGGUGUAAGAGAUGUACAGAUAGAAGGGAACAUCGCAGACCUAUUGUCUCGAUAUGGAGAAAUGUUGGCUGCUGAAGGAAAUCUUGAAGCAGCUUUGAUCUAUCUUGGCAACAGUCAAGAGACGAAAAUUUCAGCAUUAAGAGAUCGCCUUUGUAGAGCUUUGGGGUAUAUACAACAGAAUACUCAGCAAGCCAAACCUCGACCAUCGAUACCUAAUCCACAAAACUAUUACAAUCAAUCCAGAAAAUCACAACAACCCGUGGUACCUCAGCAAACAGCCUAUGAUCCCGCACGUACAGUUUUAUCACAGAACAAUUGGAAUACAACGCCUACAAAACAAUCAUAUGGACCUAGCACUAAUCAAUUUGGUGGUAGCUCACACCCAGGACAAAUUGGGCCAAUACCAACACAACCUGUGCAAUCAACGUUCCCUGACCAGUACGCAGCACAUUCUUAUGGACAAUUACCAGCAGUGCCCGCCGUUCAGCCUCCGCCACCACCUCCCACAAUGGGAUCAAAUCCUACUGGAUCUAGACCGUCCAGCGUUGGUCCACAAUCUCGCUCAAAGUAUAUCCUUGAUCCCUCUGUGAAAACUAGUUCUUUCGGAAGUCCGUAUAACAAUCAAAACUCUUUCGCUCCUGCUCCACAAAUUUAUAACAAUCAGCCACAGUCGCAAGUCACCCCUGCCCAAGGUUUUCCUCCACAAAGCUCCUUCCAAUCGGAAACUGCUAUUCCGCCAAACUUUUAUACCAAUCAGCAGCCACAGCAACAGAAUCCUGUUUACAAUCAUCCUGUGACCGAUAUCUCCAAGUCUUUUCAACCCAACUUAAUGAACACAGUGCAGAAUUCGGCUCAAACAUCGCUGUACAAUCCCACCAGUGCACCACCACCACCGCCACAAGUUUCAACAUUCGGCGCUGAUGUUAGUUAUCAACAUGGCUCGCAACAGUCUGGUUGGAACGACCCCCCAAAUGCCAGUACCACCCGAGCGCAGGCCAAAGCAGACUCAUUCCAGCCCCAAAAUCCAAUCUUACACCCGAUAUUUGGUACUACGCCGCAACAAGAACCGGUACCCAACUUGAUGGCUCCAGAAAGUGUUUACUCCAAUACUCAUGCACAACUACCGUAUGGUCAGCAACAACAAUAUGGACAGCAGCAAGUUUACGGACCACCUCAAAAUAUUCCAUCACAGUUUAACCCACCUCAGGAAGCAGUGCAGACUGUUCAAACUGCAAGAAUCGCAGAACCUGAGAAGCCAAAAGCACUCAUACCAGAGGAACAUGUGCACCUGAAGACUGUACUGGAUGAAGUCAAAACUCAAUGUUACAACAAUGCAAAGAACCCGCAAAUUAAACGAAAAAUAGAAGAAGUUUCUAGGAAAUUAGAAGUCUUGUACGAUUGUCUCCGAGAAAAUAAGUUGUCUCCAAAUACGUUAGCCGCCCUUCACCAAAUGUCGCAAAUGAUACAGAGUGGAAAUUAUACCGGAGGCUUAGCUCUUCAUACACAACUGGUAUCCGGAUCAGACUUUAGUCAAAUCGCCUCAUUCAUGCCCGGGCUGAAAGUAUUGCUGCAAAGUGCCCUACAGCUCGGUGUAUACAUCAGAUAGGCAUGAUCAGGUCUAGUAAAAUUGACAAAUUGGUACGUUCGUUGAUGAUAAAAUGAUAUAUCGAGGGUCAAGGACAUGAUCAUGGAUAGUUUUCAAAGUGACAGUCUUAAUUCUAUAACGAAUAUACAUAAUUAGAAUUCGUUAAACACGAGACUGAUAUCAAAGAUAUGUGACAGGAGAUACGCGAUAUCCUGAAAGAAGUAAAGAAACCGAAUUUAAGGUUUCAUUCUGUAAUAUUUUCUUUAUUUUAUGUCCACUAUUAGUCAUCUUAUAAUUAGCAUGCCGGAACCAUAGCCAAUUCGAAGUAAUUGAUUCACAAAAAUUUAAAUCAUUGGUCGACUCCAAACCUACUAUGUAAAUAUUUAAAGAUUAUUAUUUUGCAAUUAUAGAUAAGCUUGAAACUUCGAUCUGACAAACACAGAAAUAUAACUAACUAUGAACACAAAGGAGCGUACCUAAAGUUUUCAUCCUUACGGUCAGAUGCAGGAAACAUCGAGCCAUUGCAUAAUAUCAUCAUGAAUUUGUAAUACGGUGAAUUUGUAGAUAUCUGAAUUUCAGAAUCUUGAUCAUAAUUGCUGUACAUUGAGUCUAUAAAGUAUCAGCCUCAAGACUAUUAACAUCAACUGUCACAUUUUCACACCAUUGCAGUUCACAGUUCACACCAUUGCAGAUCCGUUAAAGUUCUUUUUUAUUUAGUUUUCCAUAUUCUGGGGAAAUAUAAAAAGUAAGUUAACUAUAAAACCAAUCGACGUUCCAUGAUUCAAUCCAGGUGCUAAUCUACCAAUAAAGUUUACAUCAUAGGUAUAGAUAUAUCUAUGCUUGUACUAUAUUGAUUCAAAAACCUUCCUCUUCUCGGCAUUACUAGUUUGGAAUUCUUUCAGGAAUCACUCGACACUUCAAACUGACACUCAUAAUUUAUUUCUGUGUCUUGCUAAUAAACAUGAAAACGCAAUUCGAGACGCGCACUUGAUUUAAUCUAAGUUGAUUGUUAAUACGAGUGUUAUAUUAUAAAAACUUUUUAUAUAAUACAAAUGUUCAGACUAUACAUUUAUAUACAAAAAAAAAAAUUGUUAAUAUUAAUCAUAUUUUGUAAGAAGCCAAGUAUGAAAAUAUUGGGCGUUCAACUACAAAUAAAUAAUGCAUAACACAUA